GAUAGUGAAUCGAAAUAUAAAUACCAGUUUUGGUUUAAAAAUAUAUGUACACACAUACUUACAUAUAUGCGCUCCUAUAAAUUUAUAAUUGCUUAAAAAUUGAGCAGCGCAGCUCGGAAAAUCUAAAUCGAAAGUUGUCCAGUUAUGGAGCAGGCGCGUCCUGUACCGGCGCCUCGACGCCUGGGCCCCGAGCUGCGACCCAACAACUACGAGAAUAUUGACAUCACUCCCAUUGGCAACAGUAGUAGCAACAACAACAACAACAACAGCAAUAAUAUUAACAACAACAGCUUUAAAAAAUUCAACAUUAAUGCCGAGAAUUUGCAAAACAACUGUGCCGAGAAAUCAACAGCGAGCAAUCAAAAUAAAAUAGUUCCCAACAUAGCGCCAAAUCGGACGUACGAAGGAACCGUAGAUACCUCUGCCCAACCCAUCUAUGGUCCUGAUGCCAACGAGAAUGUGCCCGGAGGUAUGGGUAGUGAGCCCAUUUAUGCAAUACCCAGACCAGCACCACGCCAACGGGCGCGUCCUGAGCCACAGCAGGCACAGCCAGAGAAACCACCAGAGCUAGUGCCACCGAAGCCAAAUCAUCAGCAGCUGGGAACAGAAUCGAAGGUGUUGCGUGCGGCACCGCAGGUUCCGCCCAAAGCGUCGAACAGUGAAUCGGAACGCAGACGACCGGAACGCUGUUCGAUUUCCAGCGAAUUCUCCACAACCAGCACCACCUUCGACAAUGGGCACAACGAUGAGUCAUUGGUGGACCAGUCGGAUCAGUCACGAUACGCGUCGAAUGCGUCGCUCAACCAAAGCGAGGGCUCGCAGAGCGGCAAGUUCAAGUCGCCAUCACCCGGGUACGUAGACUAUACAACAAUGCAGAGCGAGGGCGCGGUCGAGGUCGAGGUCGGCAUCAAGAUCGAGGACGAGGGCGAAGGCACUGAGUCCUCCUUGACAGCAUCCGAUCAAUCGGAGGAGCAAUUCUCUGAGCAAUCUGUGAUCCAUGAGCAAGAUGAACAAAACGACAAGAAUUUGCUUCGAUCUUUGGGCAGCACUUCGAAGCUGCUCGGCGAGGCAAUUGGCGAGCGUGUGGCAUUCAAGGCCAAGGGCGCAAAGAAGCGUUUGGACAAGAAUCUAAAGAGCUCCACCGAGGCAAUCAGCAAUCUCAGUGCGGACGCAUCGACGCGUCUGCAGCGCGUCAGCAAACGGCUUGGCAACAAUUUCUCACUAGGACGACGAGACAAGGGAGCUGGAGCCGACUGCGAAGCAUCAACUUCGACGACAAUGGGUGCGGCAACUGAGUUCGAACGUCCCCAGACAAUGCCCAACAAGGAUGUCUUCAAUACGAUACACUUUAGCAGUCCGCUGCAUCGUAAUGCCGCGGGUGGGGGCAGAUCAGAUCUCAGCACAGCGAGAGCAGGACCUUCAGUGGCUUCCUCAACACCACAAUUGAGUUCACCAGUGGCGGAGGAUGAUGGUUCCUAUGAAGUGCCGCGCAGCUUCAAACUCGAGCCUAAAUUGCCGCCCAGCUAUGAUGAAGCGUUGCGUGCUUCGCCAGUGCCACCUCCUGUCGCUGGGGGCUCACCGCAUGCCAGAAAUCUUGCCCUAGAAGCAACUCAAGUAGUACAGCGACGCAAUCAGCUGAAACAGCAGCCACAGCCAGCGGGUAAUAUUUCCGAUUCAAAUAGCGAGGGCGCCAUUCGCUCAUCGGGCGACUCUUUAGACCUACCGUCGCCACCGAUGCCCACCUUUCCGCCGCCCACACUUCCACCUUUGGACGUAAGACAGCCACCGGCAAGACAAAAGCGACGCAAAAACUACGAAGACAUUCAGCUGCGACGCAACGAAGUGCAGUCUAAAAGUGCCAGCUCUCUGGAAGCCCGCUCCCUGUACGCCAACGUGGACUCGGCGGAGCUCCAUGCGCUAAAUCUGGCGGCUGUGGCGGCUGAGCGUGAUGGUUCAUUCCUGCUGCAUACCAAUAUUGCAGCUGAGGAGGCGCGAAUUCCAAAGCCAGAGCGCAGCAACUCCUGGGAAUUCUGCUGCGAUGAGAAUGUGGAUGACGAGGAUGAGUCCAGUUCAUCGCCAGAGCCGUUGUAUGCCAAUCAUGAGGCCACCUACGGCAAGGUAUUCGAAAUGGCCACCGUCGGCAGCAACGUUCUGGCACCUCAGUCGGAGCUAACGUGCAUCAGUGAGGAGCACAGUGACGGUGUAGGCGAUCUAGACAGCAGUGAAGGCGCUGUUGGUGGCUAUUUAGCGCUGCCGCCACCUCCACUAGAGGUUAUCAAAGAGUUUGAUCCACUGACGAGCAAGUCCUCAACACUAGCACGCUCCAAGAAAAGCAACGAACUGCUGCUCCUCGAGCAUCUGCUAGAGGAGGAGACGUACGGAACACUGAAGCGAGAACACGAUGAUAUAAGCAUGUGUACAUCCGAGGAGGACAGCAGGGUGGUGGAGCCCAGAGUCAAGGGUAAAUCCAAUCCGGCAGCGACACAGGUGCCACAAGCAACAACUGUAGAGGAUCGUGGCAGUAAGCUGCAAAUUGUACAUCAGAACGCCCAUCUCCUCAGCGAGAGCAUGGAGAACAUGCUGGACGAUGAGGCACGUGUGAAACCCUACCUAAGUCGUUUGGAUGAAAACACCACUGCAAGUGGUGCCCAACGACAGGUGGAUCUGGCACCGGCCUCACGCAAUCGCACCAAUUGGUUUGUUGGCGGCAACAACAAUCCAUCGGCUAAGCUCAACAUCGAGGGGGAUAGUCCACCCACAUAUCUGGAGGCCAUAGGGGGUGAUGGCAAUACCAGUGAGUCAAAACAGGUUCCACCGACAGCCACAGCCACAACGACGACAACGACGACGACAAUACCAUCAGUCCUCAAGCAGACAAUGAAUGUGUUCAAUAAUGUGAAGAUACGGGUGAGUGCGAUGCAGCGAAAGGCUAGCUUCAAGGCAGCGCAGCGUCAAUCCGAUGUUAAGGUUGCGCUGCAGAUGGUCCCCAGACCCAGACUCUCGCCGCUAUUGGUGCGCUACGAAGGCCCACUGAUCCGGUUUCCUUCCGGCGUUGUCGAGGACAUACUGAAAGAAAUGCAAAACCGCAAAGCGAUCCUGCGGGAUCGUCAAUUCCAAACAUAUCUCGAUCAGGAGAUGAAAACGCCCAAGGAAUGCAUACCGUUGGACACCAUUACAACACUCCAGUGCGUGAGCAAUAACCGUGUCACGGACAAUAGCACACACUUCUAUUGCUUUGAACUGACAACAUCGACACCCAAAAAUGGCAAUGGCAACGGUUCCAAUGCCAGUGGCAGUGGCGGCAACGGCGCACAGACCAUGUCAUCCAAUCCUAAUCUGGUCAUGACCAGCAACUCAUCGGGUAAUUGCAAGCAGCAACGUGUGGCCCAUCUCUAUGGUGUCGGAAAGGAGUCUGAGCGUGGUGUCUGGAUGCAAAAAAUACUAGAGAGCCUCACCAACAGCCUGCCAGUGAAGUACACUUGCCACUAUUAUCGCGCUGGAUGGUGUUAUCUGAAGACCUCCAUCACCUCAGAAUGGAGUGGCACUUGGCUAGUCUUACGCAAGACCCAACGACGUCUCAUCUUCGUCAGCGAGGCUACCGGCAAUGUGGAGAAAAUGGAUUUGCGCAAGGCACGCUGUAUUGUGCUGAAGGAGAGUGACGAAUCCACCGUCAAUCUGCAUGUGGAAUCUGGACCCAUGCUGAUGAUCGACUGCCCCCCAUAUGCUGUAUAUAUGAUCAUGAGUUCGGCACGUGAGACUAAAAUUUGGCGUCACAUUAUACGUGAGGUGGCCCACAAUAAUGGCUUCUCGCUGGCCGACCAACAACUGACACGCUUCGACGUGCCAGUGAUUGUGGACAAGUGCAUCAAUUUUGUGUAUAUACAUGGCUCGAUGUCUGAGGGUAUUUAUCGUAAGUCUGGCUCUGAGAACUCAAUGCACAAACUGAUGACCGCCUUCCGUGCCGAUGCCUUCAAUGUCGAAAUCACACGCAACGAAUACAAUGAGCACGAUGUGGCCAAUGUUCUGAAGCGUUUUAUGCGCGACCUGCCCGAACGUCUCUUGGGUAAGCUGACAGAGAGCUUUGUCUUUGUCACCGAGCUGUCGGCGCCUGCCGAGAAAAUACCCGUCUACAGGGAACUGCUCGCCCGUCUCAGCACCAUCGAGCACGAGACACUGCGUCGAAUUGUGGGCCAUCUGGUGUUUAUCAGCUCCCAACAGACCAAGAACAAAAUGAGUGUGCAGAAUCUAACCAUGAUUUGGGGUCCCACACUGCUGGCAAAGAAGAGUGACGAGCUGAUCUACUCACAAAAUGAGGCUGAUGUGCUCAGUGAUCUGAUUUUGCUUUACAAGAAUCUGUUCCCCGUCAGCGUCGAUGAAAUGCGUAAGGAGCAGGCGAUGCUGUCAUGCCUGCAAAAAUAUUAUGCCGCCGCAGAGACGCUUAAGGACUCGGUGAAGAAGUCUGGUGACAUUAAAAUCUGGAUUAGUCUCAAUCCCAAUCCGGACAAUACCACUGAAGAGAAGACGCAAGUGAAUGCCACCAUUUCGCCAACAAAGACUGCCUAUGAAUUGUGCCGGGAGUACGCUUCGAAGAUGCGUUUGGCGACCCAUCAACUCACCCUUUAUGAGGUCAUACUUAACGAUAGUCUGGAGCGUCCGUUGCAUCAUGACGUCAGGGUCUUUGAUGUCAUUCUGAAUUGGUCGUACUGGCCCGAAGAUGAUCGCAAGCACAAUUAUCUCGUCAUACGUCCCAUUGAUAUGUUGCGUGAGGUACAACGGGCGGUCAAAAAUCUGGCCACAGUGACACCCGGCAAGGAGCUGCGCUUCGCCGAUAGUCGGACCAAGACCUUUAAGAACCUGCAGUGCGAAUUACGCGACGGAAAAAUUGUGGUCUCCAAGAAGGACAAAAACGAUAAGACAACCAUUGUGCGUGAGGUCUUCCUGCAAAGCUCAACGGCCUAUUUGGGAUGUGAGCGCAAGCGCGACUUCCCCUGGAGUUGGGCCAUCACAUUUGUGGAGCGCACGCAGGCGCAAAUAAUGAGAUCACGCGAUGCCCCCUUCAUUGGUCAUGUGCUGGCCGGCAGUGAGUGGGUCGAUCGUACCAUCUGGUAUUCCAGCAUUUGGUAUUGUCUGUAUGGCGACAACAUUUUACCACCAGCUGAGAUUAUCAUCAAGUGAGGAGCAAAGGAACAAUGUGAAGCUUGUCUCUAUUAUGAUUGCCUGCCUAUACUAAGGAACUGUUCGCACUUGGCAUCGUCUUCCCUGUUUGCCAAGAACUCUUAUGUCUGAUGUUAAGCUAAAUACAUAUAGUGAAAGCAUUUAUUUUAAUAGAUGUCUGCCUUUAUAGUUAGUUAGUUUUUAAUUUAAUGUGUGUAUAUGAGUUUUUUUUAUAUAAAUAUAUUUGUAUGUAUGUUUAAGGCUAUUGUAUUGUAGAUAAACUUUUGAAUUUAUUUUGCAUAUAUAAAUAGUAGUUGUAUUUAAAUUAUACAAAAAAUAUAUAUAAAAUUGUCACCAAUUCAAUACAACGCAAUACACUUUGAAGAUCUCCCACAUCGGGUGACUUCCAUAAUUGAGUUAAAUCGACAAUUGACAAACAAAUUGAGUUUUUUUUUUAUAGCAGAGCUCAAUUAUAUACUAAGAACAACAAAUUGCAUGGUAUAUGGUAUUUAUAUAGUCUUAGUAACUUGUAACUCAUUUCGAAUUAUCAUUUGGGACUAAACUGUCUUUGAUGCUGAAAUUUUGUAAAUCACUUUCAUGUAUCUUUAAAUGUUUAUCAGUGCAAUAGCUAAGGCUACCAUUUGUUUAUUCACUCCGAAUGCCUUUUGAACAUAAAAUAAAUCGUUUAUAUAUAUGC
This is a messenger RNA of Scaptodrosophila lebanonensis, 5851 nucleotides long. RefSeq lists its product as uncharacterized. The transcript is spliced from 9 exons. The record is from RefSeq and is a predicted model, not a curated record. The coding region runs from base 145 to 5175 and encodes 1676 amino acids. Gene Ontology annotation, biological process: signal transduction; positive regulation of GTPase activity. Gene Ontology annotation, molecular function: GTPase activator activity; phosphatidylinositol-3,4,5-trisphosphate binding. NCBI's taxonomy places the organism in Eukaryota, Metazoa, Arthropoda, Insecta, Diptera, Drosophilidae.